Molecule: messenger RNA, 1812 nt
Organism: Pararge aegeria (speckled wood butterfly)
Lineage: Eukaryota; Metazoa; Arthropoda; Insecta; Lepidoptera; Nymphalidae
Product: cytochrome P450 4d2-like
Exons: 10
Coding region: 113-1687 (524 amino acids)
Molecular function (GO): monooxygenase activity; heme binding; iron ion binding
Source: RefSeq, a predicted model, not a curated record
AAUUGCUUGUCUCGUUGUUACGUUCAAUCAUUCCCCGCGAGAGCUACUUAGUUUUACAUCAGACACUAAGACGUUAGAAGUUAUAUUAUUAUCUAAUAAAUUUAAUUGUAAAAUGAUUUUGUGGCUCUUGUUAGUGGUGUUAGUGCUUUGGACUGCACAGUUUAGAUUUAGGAGGAGGAGAAUGUAUAAAAUGGCUUCAAAGUAUCCACAUCCAACGGGUGAAUUACCAUUAAUUGGUAUUGCACAUAAAUUGUCGGGAAAUACGGAAGAUAUAAUGACAAGUUUAAAACAAUUUAGCUACGAAGCCAUGGAGACAAAUGGCAUAACCAGAGGCUGGCUUAAUCAUAUUCUUUAUCUCUUAAUGGUUGAUCCUGUGGAUUUGGAGAUGGUUUUAAAAACGUGCAUGGAAAAGGAUGAUCUACAUAGAUUUAUACGCAAGGUUAUCGGAUACGGCGGUAUUUUUGCACCUGUCCCCAUUUGGCGACGUCGUAGAAAAAUUCUACUGCCAGCGUUUAGCCCUAAAAUUGUUGAGGGCUUUGUAGAAGUUUUUUCGGAACAAAGUCAAAUUAUUACAAGGAAGUUGGCUAGUUUGUGUGGACCAGAACCAUUCAACCUUUGGCCAGUUAUAUCAGCUUAUUCUUUGGAUUCCGUGUGUGAAACAACAAUGGGAGUAAAGGUGAAUGCCCAGAUGGAUUCAAAUUCACCAUUCCUGACUUGUCUGGCAAGCGUUUUAAACAUAAUCUGUGAAAGAAUCUUUCAUUUGUGGCUGCAACCUGACUGGAUGUUCAAAUUCUUUCCACAAUACAGAAAACAUCAAAAAUAUAUAAAAACUUUACACGACUUUACAGAUUUGGUAAUUCGAAAGAAAAGGGAUGAGCUUAAGAAUGAAAAACAAUGUCAACCCGAAGCAGAUAGUCAUUAUGACUUAGGCAUAUAUAAAAGGAAAAGUUUUCUCGAUUUAUUAAUCAGUUUAUCCGGUGGAGAAAAGGGAUAUACCGAUUUAGAACUACGUGAAGAGAUCCUAACUCUAACUAUCGCUGGAACUGACACAUCUGCGGUCUCCAUGUGUUUUACUCUGAAAUUAUUAGCAAAAUAUCCAGAAGUUCAGGAAAAGUUGUAUAAAGAGAUAAGGGAAGUGUUUGGAGAAUCUAAUCGUCCUUUAGUUAAGGGCGACUUACCGAACUUGAAGUAUUUAGACAGAGUGGUCAAGGAGUCUUUAAGAUUGUUUCCACCUGUGCCUUUUGUAAUUCGGAAAGUGGAAUCAGAUAUAACAUUACCAUCAGGCCUGUCUGUUCCUCGUGGUUCCGGAAUAGUGGUUUCAAUUUUUGGAGCACAUCGCGAUCCAAACUACUGGGGCCCGGACGCUGAUCAUUUCGAUCCUGACCGGUUCCUUCCGGAGCGAUUUAACUUACAACAUGCUUGCAGCUACAUGCCGUUUAGUAAUGGACCACGUAAUUGUGUAGGUUAUCAAUACGCCCUGAUGUCUAUCAAGACUGCAAUAACGUCGAUAUUACGCAAUUACAAGGUCAUCGGAGAACCAGAAAAAGGGCCCAUUCCUAAUAUAAGACUCAAACUGGACAUCAUGCUGAAAGCAGUCGAAGGCUACCACGUGGCCCUGGAGAAAAGAAAACCUUCUUCAAGAAUAAUGACAGAACCAGAAAUAGUUGCUACCAGCCUGGAUAGCUGAUGAAAUUUAUCUUGUUUGAAUUAAACAUUACAUUUAAAAGGUUAUUCUAACCUAUUUAUAAAGGUACAUCCCCAGUUUAAUGUAAAUACGUAGUAAAAUUAUAUUAUAAGUCAAUUAAUUAGUGA